AUGGCUGAGUCGGGCAUUCACGAAGGGAAUAAGGUUAGGUUGUUUACUCGCAGAAACGCUCUCGCAGCUUUGAUGGACAGGGAAGACGAAGUUAAAACGCGCGCAGGCUCGGCAAGAGGCAGCCCACCUUUUAGCCCACCCGCCCACGCACGCGCCAGCACCUCACCUCACUCACUGCCCGUCCUCUCUCACUCUCCUGCACGCACCGCACCGCAACGGCCCAGCACCAGCACCAGCAGCCCACCAGCGAGUCGCCGGCCGCGUUCGGCGACGUGUCCGGCAGUCUGCAGCGCCCGACCGACAAUAAUAUCCAUGUUAUUAAUAUUAUCAACAGCAGCAGAAAACCACCUCCCACCACCAGCGUCGUCUGCGUCUGCGUCUGCCGAUCCGGGUGCUGAGGCACGCUCGCUUAGCGUCGCGUUUCACCGUAGUAAACUCUAUCCGACCACCACCGCUCGUCCAGAUUCACACCCACCCUCUCUGCCUCCAACCGUCACAAACGAACGACUUUUGGCCUUGUCGCUAGCCGCACCGCUUUUCUCACAUGUCAACGGCCGCUUAGCUAGCACGCACGCUACUUUACUCCUCCUCUGCUCGCUAGCAUCCUUCAGUCCACACCACACCGCAAGGCUGACUGCUGCUCCGCCGCUGUGCGUCACAGACGCCGCCCGCCACGGCCAAUGGCCUGUCCCAACGCGACCGUCAGAGCAUCAACACCACGCAUCAAUCGCGGUGGCGGCGGGCGGCGGCGUCAUCAUCAUCAUCGUCGCCAUCAUCUUCGCCUCGCCGCACAGAUCAAUAAUGGUGCUGCUGUUUGUGCGACACACAGCGUGCGCGACGACACGCACGCCAUCCACGCUCGCUCCAACCCCGCCUUCUUUCCCUCCCACUAGCGGCCGUCAGAUGUCUGCAAAGGCUCCACCACCCUUCAUUUCGAGCCACGUCGCUGCGAGAAAAGUGAAAUGGGUCUUUCCGAAAACCGCACUGCUCGCCGAGGCACGCGAACAGGCCGCCGCUCCAGCACCGCAGAAUGUGCCUGAUUAUGAGAGGAACAGCGGCGGCGGUGAUGUCGAAUCCUCCUGGCAGUUGCAGUCCGCUGGCGUCGCCGAUCCUUUUGAAUUGCAGCGCCACGGUCGAACAGGCACGUGGCAGCCAGGUAUCUUCUCCAGGCUCAGCCAGGCCUCCUUCAAAGGGUGCCUUGUCACGCCCGCCGGCAAAUCGUGUGCCCGCUUGCAGCUUUGGGAUGCGAGCACGCUACCCGGAUUCACCCAUGCCCGCCACUCUACCACCCUAGACUGGAGAUGUGCUGGCGAGGGUGCCUGCUGCAGGCCUCGCGACUUCACCAGAUGCCGCAACCAUCAACAUGAACGACAGCGAAAAGCGCCAGAAUCCUCCGCUGCCUCGCUUAACGACCGUCGAAAGGAACAAUAA
This is a messenger RNA of Zasmidium cellare ATCC 36951, 1431 nucleotides long. RefSeq lists its product as uncharacterized. The transcript is spliced from 4 exons. The record is from RefSeq and is a predicted model, not a curated record. Lineage: Eukaryota; Fungi; Ascomycota; Dothideomycetes; Mycosphaerellales; Mycosphaerellaceae. Bases 1 to 1431 code for a protein of 476 amino acids.